Molecule: messenger RNA, 891 nt
Organism: Helianthus annuus (common sunflower)
Lineage: Eukaryota; Viridiplantae; Streptophyta; Magnoliopsida; Asterales; Asteraceae
Exons: 3
Coding region: 1-891 (296 amino acids)
Source: RefSeq, a predicted model, not a curated record
AUGAGUGCGCUCGGAGAAAUGACAUUGUUCUUUGGUUUACAUGUCAAACAUGAUUCUCGAGGCAUUCUUGUUCAUCAAGGGAAGUAUGUGGAUGAUGUGCUAGCAAAAUUCAAGUUCACUGACGCUAAACCGGCUGAAACUCCAAUGGAAGAAAGACCUUUACUGACUAAACAUGCAGAAGGAUUCCCAGUUGAUCAACACCUUUAUAGGUCUAUUAUCGGGUCUUUGAUGUAUCUGACAGCGAGCCGUCCAGACAUCAUGUUUGUUGUCUGCCACUGCGUGCGAUAUGAGGCUAAUCCUAAAAACUCUCAUCUUACUGCUGUUAAACGAAUCUUUCGGUACCUUAAAGUCCGACCUCGGUUUGGUCUGUGGUAUCCGAGGGAUUCCAAUUUUGACCUGUUUUCGUUUUCUGAUAGUAAUUUUGGAGGCACUGACAAGGACAGGAAAUCCACAUCAGCUGGAUGUCAAUUUUUAGGUGACCGGCUCAUUUCUUGGCAAUGCAAGAAACAACAAACGGUGGCGAUUUCCACAUCUGAAGCAGAAGGUCUUAUCAAGCUGGAACAAAUCGACACAGAUGCAAAUGUUGCCAAUUUGUUCACAAAACCUGUCAUGGAUUUGAAGUUCAUCUCGACACACAAUCAGGAAGGUUACUUAGCACCACCUCCAGAGAAGCACAAGAAGUUGUAUACAUCGUUGAUCAAGGGAUUGAAUAGUUGCAGAAUUGUUCACGCUUUACGAGAGAAUCGUGUCGUCUAUGAAAGUCUUGUUCAAGAAUUCUGGAAGACUGCCAGAUUUGAUGCACUUGGAGCAGGAGGUAAAGGAGCGAUUGUAGCUGAAAUUCAGAAGAAGAGCGUUACUGUAACCGAACAGAUGAUAAGGGAGGUUUUGUAG